Messenger RNA from Rhopilema esculentum, 10335 nucleotides. Its product is annotated as NACHT, LRR and PYD domains-containing protein 12. The record is from RefSeq and is a predicted model, not a curated record. Gene Ontology annotation, cellular component: cytoplasm. Lineage: Eukaryota; Metazoa; Cnidaria; Scyphozoa; Rhizostomeae; Rhizostomatidae.
CAUCAUUGUAAUUGAACAGAAUGUCCUUUGCUUAGUAUUUUAUGUUUUGCCUACCGUAUUUCCUCGAAAAUAGUCCGACUCUCGAAAGUAAGUCAAUUAAAAAAGCUCGAUAUUUUACCGAACCGCGAUCCAAAAGGUCAAACGUUAGGAUUACAACAAUAUAACUUUUUGAAUUCAUAUUCGCAUUUUUAGUCAAAAUCUUAUUCAUGGAAAUUUUGGAUUCAAGUUGCAAAAAUCGACUUCCCUUUUAGAAACACGUGCUUUUAUAUAACCACGAUAUAUAGAUAGCAUUUCCCAAAUCGACUUGGCCACCCCAGGGAAAACAUAGCCACCCCGCUACUGGUUUUGAAUGCUUGUAGCGAUAACUUGUCUGCAAACGUAAGAGUACUGUUUGAUAGUGGUUCGUCUGAAACAUUCGUUAGUUCGCGACUUUGCACUUAUCUGAAGCUGCCAAUUAUAGGCAAAGAAAAAUAAUCGAUAAAGAUUUUUGCCGAAUCAUAUUGUUACCCAUCACCUCUCUCUAUUUCUCUAUUAAUUUAUUAAUCUAGAAAAUAAAGGAAGAAAAAAAGGAAAAUGGAUAGGAAGAAGAGAGACUUGUAGCAGGUCCACCACUGCUACUAGUCUCUCUCUCGCUCCCUCUCCAUUCUCUCUCCGGCCAGGGUCCCUCUCUGGCAUCGAAUGCUAUUCCACCAGCUGACAAUGAUUCCAGUGAUAGUAGCGAUAGGCUUGGAGAUGAAUUCAUUCGUGCAACAUCUGGCAUUAAUGAGAUAAAAUAAGGUACAAAUGAGGUUGAGGAUAGUUUUCAAGCUGAAAGCCUGUUCAGGGAGGCAAAAAAAGGAAAAUGUUGACCAAUGUUGUCCAAUAUGGCCCACAAAUAUAAUUCUUCUGAAAUUGAUGACAGCGGUAACGGAAGAAAUUUUUUUUCAAAAUUUUGCUGACGAAAACCCAGCUGGUAUUUAUCCAAAGGAUCACAGACGUUUCCCUUCAUCUUUCGGGGUUGUUCACAAAAAUUGGACCUUCUCGCAGGGCAAAAGUGAUUUUUGCAAGGCAAAUGUUUUCUACCAAUAGAUCUGCUUUGUUGUUUUUCUGAUGUAACUUUACAAGAAAGUAGGUUAUGCUUGGAAUUUGUCUGUUCCAAAAGUAAAAUGAUACAGAAUACCAGUGACUCGAAAAAGGAGUUGCCAGCGUGAGCUUGGGCUGGAUGGAAUGAAUCUCUAAAUAGAUUCUGAUUUCCUUUCACUGUGGACGUAAGUGUUACACCCUUGGUCGAUAUUUGCAUCUUAUUAUAAUAACCAUGAACAAAAGACAAGCAUCGCUUGCUAGAAAAUAGAUGUAUUCCAAUGAGAUGAUGUAUUCCUACCCGGGCGUUGCCACAAAGCCUUUUGCCGGGAGAGGUCUGGAAUCUAGUUUUUUGCUAAAAAAGUAUGCCUAAAUAUAAGCGGUGCGUGUCAGAACAGAAAUACUACAGUACACCAAAUGUUGCUUGAAAUCUUGUGACAGUAAACCGAGUAUGACACUGCAAACAGGGCUACUUGGGUCUAUGUUUUAUUGAAUAGCUUUGCAUAGUUGGGUAAAAAUUUGAUCUAAUUGUAACCAGUAGUGUGAUUUUAAGCGGGGUCGACUGUAUUCUGUUUUUAAUAUCUAUUUUAUUUUUCUGUGGAUGAUAUAGGGUGCAUUGUAUAAAUUCCUGUAGGUUUUCAAGCUUGCGUUGCCAGAAAAAAAGUAUGUCAUCGAUAAAUCUUUUCCAAAAUAUGCACUACGCCUAACCGGGACACUGCGGUGCCUUAAGGGAUCUUAAUAAAAUUUACCAUUACACUCUUAGUUAUAGAACCAGUAAAUUGAAGUUCAGGCUGGUUGUUCUUAAUUAUUUCGAAAUUUUGAGGCUUAAUUGUUCCUAAUUUGUUCUUAAAUUAUUAGCAGUGAAAUUGCUAGCAAUUGCCAACAAAGUGAGUCCUUCAAAACAUCCUUUAUUUUCCGACAAGUUUGAAAGAUCGCCGAAUAAGAACCCUAGAUAGCAAGAAACUUCGACAAAUAAGGACCCGUUGUGGAUAGUGAUUUUACAUCUUGGUGUAACGAAAUCAGCGCGUUGCUAGUGGGCAUAUCGAAAGUGUGAUGUAAAAAAUGAGCGCAUGCUCUUUGACUUCAGAAUGGAGGGUUGCCUGACUCUAUUAAAAAAAUUUCUCUUGCUUGUCUCCUCAAGGUUAGGCAAACACAUCGGUGAACCUGUGGAGACAAUAAGCUAGUGCCUGGUGUGUACGACUUACUUUGAGAAUCAUGUUAGUGUUACGGGAACCGAAGGCCAGCUCCGCACAUUUUCAGCUUUUGCUAGGGCAAACAUUUCUGCAGGAUGAAUGUAGAGCCACCUCCCAACAGAAAGUAUGAAGUGACGCUCCUGCCUACUUUAUUGUAGCUGGCACCGCCACUGAUGCUACCUGACUUUGCCUCAGAAAACAGUUCCUUAUGCUCGCGGGUAAUGUGUUCUAAUAUUGGGUCAUGUAAAAUCCCCUGGUAGGUGCACUUUAAUUGCAAUACCACAUACAUGCUUGUCCAUGGAAUCAUAAAAAUACCCUUUUCACGAAUCAGCUUGAAAUUUAGUCCUCAUCACUAACAUUUCACCGUCGUUCAAUAUGCUCGUUGAUUUUAUGGACACCCAUGAUAUGCAUUUUCCCCAUAAUAGUGCACCCGCCCGGUGUAAAAUAUUCUGAGUUUGCUAUUUGGACACCUAUGUAUAUCUCGCGGUGACUUAUUUCACCUCACAAUUUCAGAGUGCAGAUGUAAGCAACGCUAACGAUAAUCUUAACCUUAAAGCUAAUGCAAAGACGUCGAGGUGAAAGUUAGGGUUGCUGUGUUGAAACUCUCUGUUAUCGCGGUGCAAAAUUUUAGACUGUAGGGCAUGGUUUGCCUCGUAAUGGGCAACACAUACUUUCUUUGAAGGCAUUGAUUUUCCAUUUUAAGCCAUCAACAAAGCAUUUAACAAUUUUUGUUUUGAAAGAAUGCACUGUUGUUAGUCAAAUACUGCUGAAAGAACAUUGAAAGUCCAAGAGAUAACAUCAACAGAGAAACUGGAGACGAAUUGUUAAAGACAUAAUGGUGGAAAACCGCUGACCAUGUUUUUAGUAGUGUAUUUAAAGCACAGUCGUGCAGUAUUUCAUGAUGCCAAUUUUGACGAUGGUUUACACUGCUGUUAUCGAUAAUGCACAAUUGUUGUUCAGUUUGAUGGAUUUAAAAGACAAGCAUGACAGAGGAAAAAAAUCGACAAGAAUAUACAGUAUCAACCUACGGAGGAGUGAAUCUCAUUGGAAAUGGUGGAAAUGUCACGUUCCAUGCGAAUGCUGCUCCAGUAUCUCUGGGAUCAACAGUAAAUGAUGUGGCCCAGCGACUGCGAAACAAGUACCAAACAUGUUUAAGCACUUGGACAAUACCUCGACUAAACAAACAAAAGGAAAUUAUAUACGUUGAGAAGAACCGCAACGAGUAUAUGGUUGAACUGAGAAUAGUUGACGAUGCUUUUAGAGGUAAUAAUCAUUUCAAUGAAUUAUCAAAGUUCAUUGACCGAGUGCAAGGCGCUCAAGGAACUAUACACCUCGAAGGUCUAAACGAGGUCAACUCACACAUCACAAUUGUUCAAGGGAUUGCAGGCAUUGGCAAGACGAGUCUUGUUGAGCACUUUGUGUUAAAAUGGGCGAAUGGAAAUAUGGAAAGCUCAGACAAUUCACCCCAAUUCGAUCUAGUGUUUUAUAUAAAGUGUCGAACGCUGAACAGGUACCUCGAAAUUAGCACAGCAGUCGACAAGAUAUUUAUGGAUCAAUUUGGAAUAAGCAGCGAAGAAUUUCUCUAUCUCCGAAGCAGUGCAGUUGCUUCUAAGACUUUGAUCGUUCUUGAUGGCUUGGACGAGCUGGUAAACAUCGAAAAGGUGUUCGAUCAUUCCCCAAUGAAUUCACUGCAUGUAGCUAUUAACGAUAUGAUGUCGAAAGAUUCCAGGAUUUUCAAUGGGCGCCAUUAUAUUUUGGUAACUACGCGCCCACACAAGACCCCGCUAUUGAGGAACAAUGAAGACUUGACAGGACAGCUAAGGUUCAUCGAGGUACUAGGAUUUGAUGCCGGUACCAUACAGGAGUAUGUAACAAAGUUUGUCGAGAAUGACGCAACACUAAGUAAGCGAAUAACUUGUGCAAUAAGCCAAAGCAAACAGAUGAUGCUGAUGGCAAGAGUACCUCAGCUCUUGUGUAGCGUGUGCUGUGUGUUAGCAAGAGAACCUAGCGCAACAGAAAUGGAUUCAAAGACUGAAAUAUUCGUUUGGGUGCUUAUUUCUUUUGUUAGACACCAUUCCAUGAAAUGUAAUAUCCCGCCAUUCAGAAUUUUGCAAGACGAUACUGUGAAGAGGUUUCUCAGUAUUAUCUCAGAGAUCGCAUACAAUUUGUUGUGCAGUGGUAGCAUCGAGUUUCAGUCAUACCCAAUUGAUAUUGAAAAGUGCGACAAAGGUCUCAAAGGUUUGCUCGAGUCCUUUCUCGUUCAGAUUGAAACAUCUUUCGGGUGUUCAUUCCAGUUCAGGCAUUUAUCAAUCCAUGAGUUUCUUGCAGCCGCUUAUUGUUUCACGCACGGGGUGAGCAUAAAGGCCUUACUAAAUCGCCAUCUCUAUGAGGUUGUUUCCUUCAUUAGUGGUUUCGCAAGGGCAUAUCAAUAUCGCCAGGAAACUCAAUUGACCAACAAUAUUGUAGCUCUCUUUUGCAACUGCAUGGUUGAUGGAAGAGAAGACCUUUCCAGACUACCCACAGUGAACCAGAUAGCCAAAGUGGUAUUAUCAAAUUGUUUGCAUAAAUUAUCGGAAAGAGAGUUUUUGUCCAUUUUCCAUGAACUUGUCUUGAGCCAAGACCCUGUCCCACAAGCUCUAGAUUUCAGCACUGAGACAUGUUUCACACUGAUCCACAUGACAGAAUGGGAUGCCCUACUUUUUGAGCAGUGCAUUGGAACUUUUUUGAGAUCACGUGGAACACAGUCAAUAAGUGGCAUACGACUCACUUUAUUCAAGUCAGAACUCUCAAGCAAUAACGAAAGAUCUUUGUCACUACCAAAUCUAGUGCCGCUCUUCAACGAAGUCAUGUUUUAUGACUGUAAAAUUGACGAUGAUUUUGUCAAAGAAAUGAAAUUUGCUGGAAAUGAAAACACAAACUUGAAGAAUAUGGGCUUUAUUCACUGUAGCCUGACGGAACAACAAAUUUUAGGACUCUGUCAUUUGAUUGCAUUGGUGGAGAGACUAGAGAUCAGAAAAAACCAGUUCAGCCUGGUUGGAGUACGUUGUCUUGUUGAUUAUCUUGUUGAUUACGAAAAUAUAAAUCAUCUUGCCACCAAAUUGCGCAUUCUCGUUAUGAAAAGCUGCGCAUUUGACAAAGCAAUGAUGUCACAAGUAUGUCGACUUCUCCCAAUUAUAGAAAAACUUGACAUUUCAACAAAUGCCUUAAAUGAAGAAUUGAUUUUUACUCUUUUUAAGAAUUGGGAAUUGUCAAACAACAAUCUCAGGGACAUGAGAGGAAACUUUAUAAAGUUGAAAGAUCUGGUGUUGCGAGAAUGCUCUCUGGACGAGGCCUGUGUCGCUGCACUUUGCCGUAUCCUUCCUAGGCUACGCAGCAUCGAUUUAUCAGUAAACAAACUGAGCUUCAGGCAAAUUGAGCUUAUUGUUGAUUGUUUUCCUUGUAAUAACACGAAUGGUUGCGAGUUUAAUUUGAAGAGCCUGAAACUAAGGAGCUGCUUUUUGACUGCAAAGAGCCUCUUGAAGCUUAGUGACGUCAUUAGUCAAAUUGAUUGGCUUGACAUUUCGUAUUACGUUGGUCAUCAGGAGAACGCCUUGACUAGCAAUGUGCUUAAACGCAUUAUAGAAUGCUUGUCACAGUCAGAGCAAUCUCACCUUCAGACACUUGUCAUCAAUUCGUCAAAGUUUAACGAUGAAGAAUUUGAGCAAUUGAAACGACUAACGAAUGAAUGCAAUGUUUUGGUGAAUGAUGAUAACGAUGACAGUGACGCCGAGGGUUAUGAUGAUGAUGACGACGACGAUUAAAAAGUAAUCGCAGUACUGGUCGAAAUGACCGCAAAAAUAAGAAUAUCUGAUAUGGUGCCGGCCGGGUUCAUUUUGUUUAAAACAUGUUGCAAAAGGUGUUAUGCUUGUUAUGGUUGUUUUAUACAACAUCAUAGGAACUUGAAAAUGUCGCUUGGAAUUCGAGCACGAAAAUAAUCUGCUUGUUCUAUAAAUAAACUUCCGUGAUUCUAAUGAGUAGAUCUCAAAAUCUAUGAAACUAGGAUGGGUUUCAAGGAAUUUAUAAAUUUUUCUAAAGCAACCUUAGCCCCCCUUCCCAUUUUUAGAAAAUAACAAUAUUUUGCUCUUUUCAGGAAAAGUAUUUUAUAAUAAAACAGCCACUUUUUUCAUAAAAAAGUAGUUCAAACAUAACGAAAUUUCAUAUUAAAGCAAUUGCAUUUUGAAUUUUAAAAUAAUUAGUGUAGCGUUUUCUUACGUUUUUUAUAUCUUCUUUAAACGUAGCUUCGAAAAUACAGUUGCUCUAAAUCCAUUUUCAAUGCUGAUCUCAUGCUUUUGGUUUCAAUGAAAAUGUUUUAGAACGAUUUAAUAUAAAUCUCUCUUUACGGUAGUAACAUCUCGUUCUGGAUCGGUCAACAAUACUUGAAUGAUCCAAGAUGUAAAGUGUCACUGAAUUUGUGUUGCUCUGUUUUUUUACGCACUUUCUCUAACAGCCAAAUGCUUUAUUAUUGAUUGAGUAUUGAACGCGUCCAAAAUCAAAUUCCAGUUCAGGUAAGUGACAGCUGGUCGAAUGACUAUACGUUUGAAUGUCAGUAGUAUCUCUGACAAUAAUGACAUAUAAAGAGAAAACCAUGAAUUAUUCUUUCGAUCACAUGACUUAUGUUGAUAACACAAAAAGUGAUUUUAAACGAUUGCUAAGAUUAGAAAAGAUUGGCAGAAAAAGCAGACUGAAUUCUGGACAAAUUGGCAGUUGAGUUGAUUGAAAAUAUAAGAAGAACAACAAGAAAACAAAGCUGUCGGAAAGCGAAAUGCAGCAAAACCUGAACUCAAGCAAGCAGAACUAGAGGCAUGCACUGAAUCUAUAGAAGAAUAUAAAAAAGGUUAUAUUAAAAAAGAAGGCAUUGUUGAGGCUGGCACUCGUAUAGAUUGGGCACGUAAAAAUGGGAGAGACAAGAUAGACAAAGAUUCAUAUUUUGAAAACGUUGGCAGCAAAGAAAGAAAAAGGUUGGAAUUCAAAAUAUUGUCAAAUUACAAAUUACAUAGGUCAAAUUACAUAUGCAGGAUGAUCACAUGUCACCAACAUGUAUAAGCACGGAGGAGAACUGAUCGCUUUUAAAAAUUUUGGAACAGUAAGUAAAGAAUAUAGGAAAGUAAAAUAUAAAUUAAAACAUCGAGUGUUGAUUUGGGGCCUGCUCAUGAUAUGAAUACGAUUGGAUAUGAAGACGACUUGCUCUGUUGCUGUUGCAGCAGUUUACUGAACUGUAAAUAACUGCUAUAUACUCAAUAGAAAUUUUGUCUGUUCUAGCGGCUUUGUUCCUUUCCAAUCUUUACAGGGCCUUCAUCAGGACCGGCAAAACCGGGGGUCGGGGUGAGCAUGGCCUCUCCAUUCCUUUACAGAACAAAGAAAAAAUUUGAAAAAAAGUAGAAAGAACUGUAAUCUAUCAUUUUGUAAGUUUUUCUUAGCUUAAGUUUCGUUACUAUGUCUUUACCAUUCAAAUAUCUAGAAGAUUAGAACAUGGGAGUUUGAUCCAGAAGAAACCGAAUCAUUGUUCAAGUUGUGCGUUAUAUGUUGCACAAGCAGCAUUUUUUUAAAAAGUGGUCCCUAAAAACAUUGUACACCUUAAAAUUGCGUGUUUGGCUUAGAAUAUAAACCAAGAAGUCUGCUCAAGAAUAACUUGGUGCUGGCAUUUCCUUUUUUAUAUUGCUAUAGAAAGGAAAGAGAAGGAAGAUUCAGAGUAUUUCUGGGGAAUAAGGGAUAAAAGAUCAGAUCUCCUGGUAGCAAUGUGUACGGAAAUAACUGUUAAAAAUGGAUUGGUUAGCAAUACAAAGCUGAGGAAAAAGAAGUUGCAGAGAUUUGUAAAGUUACAGUUGUCGAUGAGAUGGUUAGUAUUUUACUGUAAGGAUUUAGGUUUUGUGGAGAAGGCAUAGAAAAGAUUUAGAAGCGCCAAACUAGGUAAGAGAGCAAUACACCAAGAAAUCAUGGCAUUAGACCUAUCAGAGAUAAUGCUGUCAAUCCACCAAAUAAAAGUGCGUUGCAAACCAAACAAAUGGUUUUUAGGAUGACGAAAUUUCCUGCCAGACAAAAUAAAAAACCUUAGAGGUGUCAGGGCCCACGCCGCGAAUUUGAAAGUGGGAAGUGGGCCAAGGCUAAUGAAAGUGGGGGACCUUUGAUUGUAGCUUUGAAAUUACAUGCUUCACAAAAGAGUAGGGGGCCAUGGCCACCACGCCCUCCCCCCGAUGGCGUGGGCCCUGAGUGUAGAAGAUCACUCUGCAAUUACGAAAGAAGUCGAUAACAGAACACCAUAUGUGAGCAGCAUGAGCUGGAAAAGCCCAGGUAGACCUUGCUGACCAAACCCUUCACUAAUUGGUUACUGAACAAGAGAUUAAAGCUCAGACCAGGUGUGCUGGAACUCUUAUUACACCCCUAGAUCUGUCAUUUAGUGAAUACAGACAGUUUCUCUAGAUCAAAAACGUAAAAAUAUAUCGAAAGUUAGAGAUAACUACUUACACUAAGUGCUUAUACUUAUCUAUUAGAAUUUAGAGAAAGAAUCACAGAAGAUGAUUGGUAUCUUCUUACUAAUGCAGUGCAAUUUCACGGAUACCGUACACAUUACACAGACACAGAGUUCACAGGAAAUAUGUGACUUUGCUAAAGAUCAUAUUGACCAACAGAUGCCAGAGUGCAAAGCGCUAGCAGUCCUUAUUUUGGUAACCUGAUCAAGAAGCAGAAAAAUGACAUCAAUCUGUAAUAAUUUUGUCGAUUUAUUUUACAUUUACUAGGGAACAUAACCUGACCAAGAAGCAUCCUUUGUUGAUCAAUUUACAUCAGCUUUGCCAAUUUCACGUUGUUCACAUAUUUUUCUUUUCUUGUCAUCCAUUUCUCGACAAUGUCCUAACUGUGAUUUCCUAAGCACAUGCGUUGAUACAUGGGUUUGUUACCUAAAUUUGCACAUUGCUGGCAGUAUACAAAGCAGGAGAAGUGAAAAGUUAAAUCCUUCCCUAAUUUUGAUAUUUCAGGAGCACUGCCAUGAUGGGUGCGAAUUAAAGUCGGUUUGGCAUUGUUAUCAUUAGUAUCUUAAUAAUAUUGCUUGUUAUUCAUUUCAUUUUUAGCGAAGUUGUAGAGAUUAGCGUGUUAGAGGUCUGGGAACGAGUACAUGGCCUAAAAAUAGCAUUUGGGGGCAUUUUGACGAUGGGUGUGAAUCUUAAUCACUUUACCGUGUUAUUAUUAGCAUUUGUACUAAUUAUCAUAUCAUUAAUUUCAUUUUCAACGAAGUUAUAGAGGUUAUCGAUUUAGGAGUCUGGGAACAAUUAAGCAUUCUAAAAAUAGCAUUUAGGGGUAUUUCUCAGACUGGGACCCGACCCCAUCUUAUUCAGCAUAUCAAACUGUGUAGUUGUUCAGAUCUUCAUGCUUUUAUCACAAUUUGCGCAAUAUCGUCGUUUCAGAGGUCUUGGCUACUACACUAUUUUGAGAACAAGAGAAACGAAGAAUCAGCAAAUUUGUUUUGUGAAUGUAUCGCCAAGAAAGAUUCAGAGUCUGAUUUCAUCGAUGAUCCUGUCCUAACAAGAAACCAUAAUUAUGAAGCUGCGACCGAAUAUUUCAUGUCAGAAGUAUAUUUAAAUACGGGCAAAGCAAACUGUACUUUGGAGUUCUAGACGUAAUGAUAAAUUUUAUCAAAAAUCGCUUUGAUCCAGUUUGAAACUAAUUUCAAGUCUAAAGUAAUUUUCAUUAUAAGCACUUUUUUCCCCAAAAAAUUUUCUUGCCGCCAGGCAUGGUGGCGGUCUUUACCAGAACCGUUCACAAUCUUAACAUUUCGUUUCACCGUGAAAGUGGAGGGGCCAAAAUGUUGAGAUGUUCAUCGGCCUCGAUUUUUAUAUUUUUUCGGGCCAUCUUUUUCGUCUUCUGUUGCUGAUUCUCCCUGUCUAUUGUCCCCGAAGAGCUCACCACAGUACAGUCGAGUCCAGCUAUCUCGAACUCGCACCGGAAAUAAAAAUUUGUUCGACAUAGCGGGACUUCGAGAUAUCCGGACUCGGGAUAAGAAGAAUAACUGGGUUUUCUUUUUCAAAGUUGAAAAAAAGAGUAUUCGAGAUGA